GAAUAGUGAAAGUUUUUCGCGGCUAGUAUGUCUCUUAUCUCUACUCCAAUGAUCCUCCGGUGCCUACACAAACAGUGUAGCUCCUACUAAUGGGUAUGCUUCGAAUAGGUAUUUUAACCGUCCUAUUAAUCACUGAUGCGGUAAACACAUUACGUCUUAAAGGGAAAUGGAAUCCAUCCAACAGAUAUUUGUUUUUGACGAAGUUUGGCUUUCAACGGACUCAAAUAGAUGAACUUGAAGCUACACGGGGUUAUAUUUAUGGGACAGUGAACCUCGAAAACGUGUCAAAUACACAUAAUUUGACAGACAUUGCUACAUUGGUUUUGGUUGACGGUGAGUUUAUUAUGGAUCUUUAUGGGAAUGCCACAGAAUCAAUAUGGACACAAAAUGUAACUGGUAUGACAUAUCAGGAAAGUCAAUGGCUCAUGGAAACUGAACGUUGUAACAAAAUGUUUGAUAAAAUCAACUCUCUUGCUUGGCACAAGACGUGUUCCCCCACAGGAGAAAUGGAUUUACUUCGAUCCGUACCCUGUUCUUCAUCUGGGCUUUGCGCGGAGGAGGAUGAUCCUGAAAGUGUAGUACCGAAUUCACAAUUUACUUUUGUUGUGCAAGACCUUCGGCAACCACGUUAUUGGUAUUUGAGUUUGGUCGCGUGUAAACGUAAUUUAACUACAUGUAAAUGGGAGACUACUGCGAUUCCUCGCCAUUCAAAUUCAUCGUCAUCAACUUAUUCUUUAUUAACAUUGAUUUAUGAUAUAUGGCUUGUUAAUGGUGAACCAAAAUUACAGUCUUUCAAUCAAUUUGAACAUCAUUUCUCUUUUGAAACACAUGGAAUCGCGCAAAUGUUUUUUAUAUUUUUGUCACUCUAUAUUAUUUUGAAUAUAACAGCACAUAUCAAACUGACCAACAACUGUUCACUUCAUGUUUGCCUCUACCUUAUUCAUCUUUGGUUGGCUAGUCUGGGGACACUGUUGGCUGCUGUUCACUGGGGUGUUUUCUCAUUCGAUGGUCGAGGACUAGGUCUGAUUUCAGAGCUGGGAACAGUAAUUACACAAUGGGCAGACUCAGUGUUCCUAGCUGUUCUACUGUGUACAUGUCAAAUGGGUUUCAGUCCCCAAUGUCCGUCAAUCGCAUUCCAAUCUUGUGAUACUUCCAAAGCUCUUCGUCCACUAACCUCCAAAGUUUUUUCCACUUUACCUACCGGAUUCCUCCAUCUUGGUAAAUUUAGUCAUAAAUUGUACAGUUACGAUCCUAUCCAAGAAAAUAUUUAUGCUAGGCCAUCAACUAAUCAGGAAAAGUCCACGUCAUUUUGGCCAUAUGUAAUUUUAUUGGUUACUCUGUUGGUCGGAGUCAAAACUUUACUGUAUAUGUGGGCUAUGCGCCAGAAUUUGAUAUAAAGCGGUCGAUGUGGUCCUGAAGCAUAAGUAUCACUGACCAAUAGUCAUAUACGAGAGAUGCCUUCAAUACAUGUCGGAAAUAGAAUCUCAAUGAAUGUACAUUUAUUUUCUUGGAGAAAACUACGAUGGACGAAAUGUUUGGAUUUUGUUUGUGAAAGACUCAGACUAUAUUGAUUGCUAAUAACGAUUACUUGUAAUAUUUCUACAGUUGUAAUAUAAACUUGGUGUUUAUGAAGUUAUUCACUAGUUACAACCUAAGUGUUUGUUUUUAUGAUAACUAUCAAUCACCAAUUGGAAAGUGAACAGUUUCUAGUAAAUAUUUAUUGUAAAGCAAAAAUGUUAGAUGACUUUAAAGAUUCAAGUAAAUUGUCAAUGUUUUGUAACCUAUUACUCUGACCAGAUUUCUGACUCUUCUGUUUGUCCAAUAAUUUAGACAAGCUUCUCCCUUUUUAACCGACUUUAUAACUGAGAAAUCACUUUUGUGACUGCCAACUUCUCAUUGCUCGCGAGUUUUUGAAGUGGUAGAGUAGAAUUUCAGUUAAUUUUUUCUUUUUAUGCAUAUCAAUUUAAGCGGUAGCUUAUUUGUUGAAGUAUUUGAUUUUUAAUCAUUGGAACGGGGUAAAGAGAUUCGAACUUUAGCACGGGUGCUUUAGUUUGAGAAGUCCUUCAGUAUUUCUGUCUUUCACACAGAUUGUGACUUCAACCAAACACUCCCAUCUGUAGUGGGUUGCUUAGUCACAAGGAAAAAAACGCAUACAGAGUCUUCAUUUUGAUAAUUUUAAACCGAUUAUCAUUCUCUACUAUCAGUGCCAUAGUGUAAACAUAGGAUCAUAAGCAUUAACAUUGAAUGGUCAACAUUUUCCAAUAGGGUCAGUUCGGAAAAAAUAAAAGAAAUUUUAUUGUAACUAGUUGUUGUGAAAAUUUGGUAAUUUUAUGAUCAAAUUAUUUAAAGGUUUAGUUAUUAUUACUAUUAUUCUAGAGAAUAUUUUCAUCGUUAUUCUCAUUAACUAGAAUUAAUAAGAGUUCUUUUUAUUCAUUAUGCAAGAUCCUUUCUCUUAUUAAUAAAUAUUGUAGAUGACAACAACCAUUCAGGUAACUGCUAUGGCAUUUUAUUUAUUGGAAGGUAUUAUUGUGGGGAUAUUUUAUUUCAUGAGUUGAAUGGUUUAUUUGUAAAAUUAUCAGUUUCAACCUAAAGAACACUACUAAUUUUUUAAUAGAGAAAAAAACAAACUUAAAGAUUUCACCAGUGAUAGUCUAAAGUAUGAUUUAUUGUUUUACAGUGAUUUUAUCAACCUCAGUGUAACUUACAUAUUUUGUAAUCCGUAGUUGCGAAUACUUUUGGUAAAAUGGUUUAUACUCAACCGGAAUACUAUUAAUUCUUCAACUUUUUCUAAAUUUUGAGUUUUAAUGCUAAUCAAUGCUUUUCUUUUUCCGAUUCCAUUCAUUCUUCUCAAAUUAUACUUCCUAUAUUCCUAGUUUUACUAUGAUUAAAAUUGUUAUUUUGACUUGUUUGCCUUUCAUGUUGUCAAUUGCUUUUGUCAUUUAUACUGAUUUAAAGAAAACUUAUGUUGACGAACGUUCGCAGUUGGUCUCUUGUUGUUAUUACUUAAUUUAAUUGUGUUAACGUUGCUUAAAAACGGAGAUGAUUAAUUGUUUCAACUAUGUAUCCACUAAUGGUGCAUAGUUAGUUCUCUUCGUAAGUUCUUAUUAGAUUAAAUAACUAAAUAAAUUACAAAAGACAGUACGUUGCGGACAACUUAUAGAAUUAUCACCGAGCAAAUAUAUUCAACUCCAUUUUAAGUCACUCUUUAAUGAUAAAAUUAUUAUGCAACGUUUCUUGUGACUAGACUUAAUUCAAUUAAAAUUAAUUAAAUUACUUGUAAGACAUUCUCUGUAACGGUUCAUUUUUUCUUAUCUCUUUUAGUUUGAUAGAGACCCUGUAAUCGAUUUUUCUGUUUGGAAUACAGUGCCUGGUUGCUUAUUGUUAGCUUUAAGAAUUUGCCUAGUGUUCUGGAUAUUAGUAGUUGUAGGACGCAGGCAUUUUAUAGCACAAAUUUGCUCUGAGUCGUACAAUAUGGAUUUAUGUAUCUUGGGCCCAAAUAUUAAUACAAUGCAAUUUGCCGCUGGUUAUCUCCUGUGGAUUGUUAUCUUACCAUUAGUAGUGUUUAUCGGUGAGACUAGUGUAUCUCCCUUGUGGCGAACAAAAACUAUAUCAAUAAUAUGCUUCUCUACUGAUUAUGUCUCGGCUGUUGCGUACGCUUGCCUUUUAUGGCGUUCGAACUCACUUUUGGAUGAAAACGUGGUGGGUCAUCGUUGUUCACUGUAGCUUUAUUCUUCCCUUCCUUUCUGCUUUCCUACCCUCUUCUGUCUGUUUGAAUCUUGCAAAUCAUUUGAUGUUUAUUAUAUUCUACACUAUUAUCAUGAUUGUCUUUUUAUUUUGUCUAUUUGUCAAAUUUGUGCAUUAUCAACAGAUCUAUACAGAUGCUUCAGAAAUAUAAAUUUUCAAGCGUUUUUUUGUUUUGAUAGCAUGUGGAUUACAUUCAUUAGUUGCUAUUUUGAAAUUUCAGGAUGUAUGUUCAUUGUUUACUUCUUUCUUCAUUUCCAUGUUCACAUUAAUGGAUUGUCAAUCCUUUUUUCCUCAGUGUUUGUUAUUUAUAUUUUUGCUCACAAUUAAUUUUGUGACUAAUUAUUGCAUAACAGACAAAUGGAUUUUGGUCUCUUCACUUUAUGUAUUAUUUAACUAUGACAAUGGUGAUAUGACUUCACUUCAAAUAUAAUGUACAUUUUUUAAAAUUUCGGUAAACAGUUCACAAUACACGUGAUAUUAUUACUUUGUAAAUUUUCGGAUUACAGUUUAUUUAUUAAAUUGAAUUCAUUUGCAAUAGUGUAUUUAACUGAUUUAGAAGGGGUUUAUUUAGUACAAUUAUUAUCAUAUGUGUUUCAUAGGGAAAGGCGCAUUAUACAAAUGUAUUCUUUAUAGUAGACUUUUUUUAGGGAGUUGACCACCAUUUAACCAAUGAAAAUAUACUAACAUUUCGUAUAAUUUGUUUUCCGGUCAUAUAAAUGAAAACUGGUGUACGAGUAAUACGUUUUUAAAGCUAAUUUUAU
Messenger RNA from Schistosoma spindalis, 4505 nucleotides. The record is from the annotation of a GenBank genome assembly. NCBI's taxonomy places the organism in Eukaryota, Metazoa, Platyhelminthes, Trematoda, Strigeidida, Schistosomatidae.